AUGGAGGAACCCGUUGCGCCAGUUCUACCAAAGACGAUAAUCUCAGAACCCCUCAAACACAAUUCGGCACCUAUUUUCGAAGAAGAGGCGUUCUUGUCACCUGGCACAUUCUCCAGCGCAGAUGAAUAUGCCGCGAAUCCAAGAUUUCUUGAACUGCAAGAAGAGCUCCGCUGCGUGCUCUUUUCAUCCGUCGCCAGUUUUGACCCAAGCGGUGAAACCUCGUCAGUGCCUUUUGAGCACCCAGAUGGGCAAACCAAGUCCCGCCCGACACUAGAUUUCACGAGAGUGUCAAUUCCCAAAAUCAGAUUGAUUUUUUACCUUAAGAACUGGAUCACCGAGUGUGCACCCUACCUGGACAAAUUCGAUGAGCUGCGCCAUUUCGGAGUACAUAUUCCGAUCCUGGCGCAACGGUCACCCGCCUUGUUUUAUGCCAUUCUUGCCUUUUCAGCGCGACAGACAGAGCGCAAGGCGUGCCUGGAUAAGGCAUACGAUAGUCUGGAGCUCUAUCAGGAGUCAAUUCGAUUACUGACACCCUUGCUCCAAGCGAAAGAUCCCGAUGUUCUUGUCACGGUCUGCAUCCUGGCGGUCAUGGAGCUGAUGUCCGUCAGUCCGCGCGACUGGAGGCGACAUGUCGAAGGAUGCGCAGCCUUGUUUGAAUCGUUCAAUGUGCAUGGUCUGUCUGGUGGACACUUGUCCGCCACCUUCUGGACAUAUGCACGCAUGGAGCUUUGCGGCGCCAUCAUAUCGGGAGGAUCCGAGUCUACUGUGCUGCCCUUGCAGAAAUGGGUCCCUGCGGUUUCCGAGACCGCGACGCCCCGAGAAAGAGAGCUGAUGAUUCGAGACAUGUUCUACCAAGAUGGAUGUGCGUCUCCAGACAUGCAUGCUAACUGGGCCGUGUAUCUUUGUGCAAAGACAUGCGAUCUAUCAUGCCGACACACAAGAUACAUGGAACUGGGCGAGAGGAUCGAAGACCCUCGCCCCUUUUCCGAGCAGUGGACUGCUCUAUGGGAGGAACUGCAAUUCUGGCUGGAGAACAGACCUGCCGCAAUGUUGCCAAUCAAAACAACCGGAAUCGGCGGUGGUCAAAUAUUCCCCGAGAUCCUCUUCGCUCACUGGGCUGCCAUAUCAGGCAACCAGCUCUACCAUGCCGCUUGCAUAAUGAUGCUGGACAUGAAACCCCCCGGCAAGAUGUUGCCUCUGGACAAGGCGCAUUACUCUUCAAUAUGGCACGCGCGCCGGGUCUGUGGGAUUUCGUUGACGAAUCCUCACUCUGGGAACCUCAUCAAUGCCAUUCAACCCUUGUACAUUGCUGGCAAACUUCUCAGCCAUUACAGUGAGCAUGUGGAAGUGGCGAAGCUGUUCAAAAUUGUCGAGGAGACGACUGGAUGGGGUGCGCUCUGGAGGUUAAAGGAUCUUGAGCGGGAAUGGGGUUACGAGCCGGGGGAGAUUUUGUCCGCGAUUUGA
Molecule: messenger RNA, 1464 nt
Organism: Penicillium diatomitis
Lineage: Eukaryota; Fungi; Ascomycota; Eurotiomycetes; Eurotiales; Aspergillaceae
Product: putative C6 transcription factor
Exons: 1
Coding region: 1-1464 (487 amino acids)
Biological process (GO): positive regulation of transcription by RNA polymerase II
Cellular component (GO): nucleus
Molecular function (GO): transcription cis-regulatory region binding; DNA-binding transcription factor activity
Source: RefSeq, a predicted model, not a curated record